UCGGCGUAGUGAGCAACCCACCAAAGUCCACAGCGCACGCGUCAUGACUCAUUCACUCAAAAGUCAAAUUUUACGUAAAAUUAAUAUAGUGUUGUGCAAUGUCAUAGUAAACCAAGCAACGCGAGUGUUUUAAUUAAAAAUCAUAAUUUAAAUUUUAAUCUUCUAUCGUGUAGUGUUAAAACAUAACCUAAAUGGUAUUAGUAACGGAAAUAAAUUCAAUAUAGACAUAUUUUAUCUACAUAGCAUUUAAUUAAUUAAAAGAUUAUACAUACGCGGGCGUCACAUUAGAUGAAUAUGGCUAAAAGGCUGCUAUUAAACGUAAUUUUGAACCCUAGUGUUCAGAAAAUACAACCCAUUAGACCAUUAGGAAACAUUUAUAAUAGGAAAUUUAGCACCAAAGAGGCUCCCUACGAAGAGAUAAAAAUCCCACUAAGUGCUGGACAUUUGGCUGCAAAACUAUGGAAGGGCAAAGACAACAGCAGCCGGCCUAUACUCGCGCUGCACGGCUGGCAGGACAACGCGGGCACGUGGGACCCACUGAUUCCCAUGUUGAACUCGGAACGUCCGAUCCUGGCGAUAGAUUUCCCGGGACACGGAUUUUCUUAUCACAUUCCACCCGGUGUUCACUACUACCCUUGGGAACUACCGAGGCUGAUAUAUGUAUUGAAGAAUCAUUUCAAAUGGGACAAGGUUUCACUGCUAGCACACUCCAUGGGCUCUAUUGCUAGUAUGAGAUUUGCUAGCAUAUUUCCCAAUGACGUCGACUUUUAUGUCGCGAUUGACAGUUUGAUCGCGGACGACUAUGACUUAGACGCAGUCAUAGAGAAAUAUCCCAUUUACAUCAAAAAAGUGGAAGCAGAUCAAGCACGACUGGGGACGGAGCCACCUAGCUAUACACUAGAACAAAUUAAGAACAUUUGGCAUAUGGGUACGAAAAAAUCCGUCGCCUUGGAAAGUGUACAGUACCUAAUGACUAGAGGUCUCAAAGCUUCGAGUGCUGACCCAAAUAAAUAUUAUUUCUCUAGAGAUGCUAGAUUGAAACACAUUUUGUUUACACCGGAAGACAAGAAGUUUGUGGAAGGCGUUGCUAAAAGAUUAAUAUGUCCCACAUUAUAUGUUAAGGCAAUUGACUCACCUUAUGCAACCGACGCGUUUUCUGUUGAGAUGAGGGAGUCACUUGAGAAAAACAAUAAGAACUUUGAAUGUCACUUUGUGCCUGGUACACAUCAUGUUCAUCUGAAUAAUCCUGAAAUUAUAGCUCCACUAAUUCAACAAUUCUUACAAAAACACAAUCUCAAAUAG
Leguminivora glycinivorella is the source of this 1302-nucleotide messenger RNA. RefSeq names its product probable serine hydrolase. The coding region runs from base 289 to 1302 and encodes 337 amino acids. The record is from RefSeq and is a predicted model, not a curated record. Lineage: Eukaryota; Metazoa; Arthropoda; Insecta; Lepidoptera; Tortricidae. The transcript is spliced from 3 exons.